Cuscuta campestris is the source of this 850-nucleotide messenger RNA. NCBI's taxonomy places the organism in Eukaryota, Viridiplantae, Streptophyta, Magnoliopsida, Solanales, Convolvulaceae. The record is from the annotation of a GenBank genome assembly.
GUUCUCUCCCUAUUACCUGCUGCUCUGCUCAGAUCUGAGAAAAACCUGGCUAGCCAAUAAUGGUGAUGAAUUAUUACUAUUCCUCAACCACCUCGAUCCGUCUUCAUCGAUUCCUUUUCCCAGCUGUGACUAUGAUACUCUGCCUCAACAUCGCCGUCCACGGCGGCGGCGGCGGCGUAGAUCUGAUACACGAGACUUGCAAGGCCACAAGGCACUACCGCCUCUGCGUCUCCUCUCUCGAAUCCGACUCCGCCAGAUCCAACGCGUCUGACGCCAAGGGACUGGCCAGGAUCAUGGCUGCCGUCGGGAUCGCCAAUGCCACCGCCACCAAGUCUUACAUCUCAUCCCUACUCCUUCGCGGCGGCGGCGGCGGAGAAACCGGGAAGAGGCUGCUGAGGGACUGCGCGGACAAGUACUCGUACGCGGGCGACGCCCUGCGGGCGUCGAUCCCGGACAUGGAGGCGGAGAUGUACGACUACGCGUACAUGGAGGUCGCGGCGGCGGCGGAUUACCCGAACGCCUGCCACGACGGGUUCAGGAGGCAUCCCGGGUUGGCUAAUUAUCCGGUUCAGCUUGGGGUCAGAGAGGAUGGAUUGAGGCGCAUUUGUGACGUGCUUCUGGGAAUGCUCGAUUCUCUCCUUCUUCAUUCCUCUCCUUAAUUACACAAUUACCAAUUACAAUUACAAUUCCAGUCUCGAGUAACUAAUUAAUCUCUCAUCUCAGCAAUCAGAAUAUCUUUUUUUUUUGAACCCAGCAAUCAGAAUAUCUUUAAUUUGCAGGAUCUAUACAUAUACUCCGUGUGUGUCAGUGUGUGUUAAUUUUAGCAUUUUAAUAAUUUUUAUUUGUUUAU